Liolophura sinensis is the source of this 2818-nucleotide messenger RNA. RefSeq names its product rab-like protein 2A. Gene Ontology annotation, molecular function: GTPase activity; GTP binding. The record is from RefSeq and is a predicted model, not a curated record. Lineage: Eukaryota; Metazoa; Mollusca; Polyplacophora; Chitonida; Chitonidae. The transcript is spliced from 8 exons. Bases 1 to 678 code for a protein of 225 amino acids.
AUGGCCGACCAACAUCAGCCCGACUAUGAUAAAACGGGCGAAGACGGUGAAAUUAAGGUGAAAGUGAUAUGCCUCGGAGACAGUGCAGUUGGCAAAUCAAAGCUUGUGGAACGAUUCCUCAUGGAUGGAUAUCAGCCACAACAGUUGUCCACAUUUGCACUGACAUUAUUCAACUACAAAACAGAGGUGAAUGAGAAGAAAGUUUCAGUAGAUUUCUGGGACACAGCUGGUCAGGAAAGGUUCAGUAAUAUGCAUCCAUCAUACUACCAUCAAGCUCAUGCUUGUAUAUUAGUUUUUGAUAGUAGUCGAAAAGUUACAUAUAAAAAUCUACCAAAUUGGUUGAAGGAGUUAAGAGAAUACCGUCCUGAAAUACCAUGUCUGUGUGCUGCCAACAAAAUAGAUGUUGAUUACAGUGUUACUAAGAAAAGUUUCCAUUUCGCUAAAAAAUACAAUAUGCCAUUUUACUUUGUGUCUGCAUCAGAUGGAACAAAUGUAGUCAAGCUAUUUCGGGAUGCCAUCAAGGCUGCGGUGAUAUACAAAGAAAACCCAACAGAUUUCAUGGAUGAGAUUAUGAGAGAGCUGGAGAACUUUGACCUUGACACGGGUAACGCAGAUGGAUUGUCUGAUGGGGAACAAGAAGGACAGAGUACUAAAGGCACAGCAGGCCUGGCCAGCUGAGAUUUACAGUACUUCUAGUAGUUCACAACAUCAUCGCCAGCUCUGGUGCACUACAGUCGAGACGUUAUUGUAUAGCUGACAGGCAAGACAACAACUAGCACCUGUCAGGGGUGUAACCGGUCCUGUGAGGGGUGUAACAGCUCCUGUGAGGGGUGUAACCGCUUAUCAGGAUAGAAAUCAGGUUGAUCUCGUCUUAUCGACAUUUAAAUCAGUUUUGUGAUAUGGAUGUAGUGACUUUUUCGUUUUUAUUCACAGUUUAAUUGACCCAACACAUAUAAUUAGCAUUUCAAACUGUGAUGCAAAAGAUAUUCUUGUUUGGAUAAGGCAUACAUGCACACAGAGUGAAUGUCUGAAGAAUUACACGUUUGUGUCAUAAACAGAUUUCUCUUAUUGGGCUCCGCCAGCACUGUACAAAGGGAAGCAAAUCUUGUAACUGAUAAAACAGCCGUGCCCUCUACCUACUUAAAUAACAAUACCACUGACCUCAAUACCAACACCAGUAAUCAUGAAUAAUAAAGCUGACAUUGUUUUUCAAAUAGAUAGAGGGCACUGCUGUUUUAUCAGUUACAAGAUUUGCUUGCCUUUGUAGAAGGCUGACGAAUCCCACUGUCAAGACAAAUUGAUGCUAGCAAUUCACUAUUAUCCAUGUUAGUAGAUUUUGAGAUAGGUCUCCAGAAAAGAUCAUUUUUCAUUGUUCGUCCAUGUUUUCUUUUGUCUCCGUCAACUUUGGCUUGAGGAUAUUCUCAUUAUCAGGCCUGGCAUUGGACUCUACCUUAACACAUAUAUGAUGUGUUAAAAUGUAUCUCCUGUUUUGACCAAGAUAAAACCAGGUUACUUAGAUAUUGACAGGUUGAUUCUUUGUCUAGUCCCUACCAUGAACAUAGUUUUCCACAGCAGACAGCUUUUAUUCCAACACAUUGCUAAAUUCAUGAGGCAUUUGUGCAAUGUUUUUUCAGUCUGUUGAGUCAGUUUCUAGAUUAAAUGGAUCUUGAUCCCUGGAAUACCUUGUAUAAAAGCCCAUAAUUGUGCAAAAGUGUGCUUAUGGUGAGAAAAAAAAAAAGAAAUGUUAUGCCAUUCACAAAAUCAGAAGGGGGACGCAUCAUUGUUGCAUAAAUUACUUCCUUAUCCAAAUUAAUUCUUCUUCAUCUGUGAUUUGUGCAGAUACCAAAGCCCCACUGUAGGCUACUAGUAAUUCCAUAUACAUCAUUAAUAUUUCAUCACAAACUUUAUGUUACAUGCUAAUAUUACUGUCAUUGACAACAGGGCUGUAUUUCUUAAUUCAAGAGGCAAGUCCUAAAAUGACACUCUUGUCAUCCUUAGAGACCUGUCUGUCAUACAACUCCAGCAAGGACAUAAUCAGUUAAACACUGCGAUAUAAUUCGUACACGAAAUUCAUGGCAUUGAUCAUACACCAUUACAGGUGCAUUUGUGAAUGUGUUAUUUAAUUGUUCAUAGCGAUAAUAACGAUAGUAUAUAAUGAUUUCACUUUCAGUAACUUGUACAGGUCGCCUACCAGUUGGCCUUCUGUCAUUUACCCACAAAUAACACACAAGAACCUUCUUGAGAAUGGUGUUUAACACCAGACAAGUAAUGCAAUGUAAUGACGUCUUAGUGUGUAAAUGGAAGAUGAUUCCUUGUUGGUACAUGGUGCCAUUUUUAAGUCAUUAAUAGAGAGAAUCAGGUUGUCAGUAUUUAUGUACAGUAAGUCAAUACUGGCAAAAAAUUGUGAUUUGAAGUUUUUUAUAAACUUUAGUACUUCACUUGACUGAACUUUAGGAGAUAUUCACUGUCCACUACUGUGUACCCAUAUUUCAGUGUUGAAAAAAUUUCUCAUCUUGAAAUGUUGGUAGAUUCCAUAGGGAAGUACUGUCUUCUAAUUAUUUAUAUUGUGAGAAUACAUUCUGCCCAUGUUUCUUUGGAAACUAGUGUUAUCUUCCUCGGACCUGUGACUCAGUAAAUUGAUAAGCAAUUUGAUAUGUACUUGUAUUAAAAUGAGUGAACAUCUUUGAAGACCUUUUGUAAAUCAGUUUUGCUGGUUGUUCAUGUUAUGUCUAGUUUCUGGGGAGCUGUAGUGCACGACUAAGUAAGAUACAGCAAGAAACAGUCAGUUUAUAAUUACCUUCAUGACAUACGUAUUGGG